This is a messenger RNA of Xiphophorus hellerii (green swordtail), 1066 nucleotides long. RefSeq lists its product as uncharacterized. The coding region runs from base 21 to 743 and encodes 240 amino acids. The transcript has 2 exons. Lineage: Eukaryota; Metazoa; Chordata; Actinopteri; Cyprinodontiformes; Poeciliidae. The record is from RefSeq and is a predicted model, not a curated record.
UAAACAGUUAAAAAUUCAGAAUGCUGCCACUGUUUUGCUUUUGGCAUAAAGCUUUCUCCAGAGACGCGUCUUUGCCCUCCUUGUUUCUUUGUGUUUCUUUUUCUAUUUCUCCUGUUACAGGUAAUGAAUAUAUCUCUGUAUCUCUGCAGCUUUGUUGUCGAUUGCUUUGUUAUGAAUUAAACUCCGUGAUCUGUGACGUCAACGCGCAGUGUCGUGGUUUCACUUCCUCCAGCCGCAGCCCGCCUGCCAGAGGUUCCGGGACUCUAAGGAAGGAGCCAGACUUUUUGUCCAAAGUUAAUGUUAUAUUAUUCUUCCUUAAUAAUUGGGGGCUUCGUCCGGUUCUGAAGUUUUGGCAGGCGGAUCGGCCUGUUUCGGCUCGACGGCUUGAUGCGAUCCUGGCAGGGGAAUUUGUGAAAUAUCAGACGACACAAGAACGUCCCGGCUCACCACCCGUUCCGGGAAUCGACUGGGUGCGCCUGAAAGUCAUCAAAAGAAAGUGGUCGGAACCUCGCUUCACCGGACCAUACCGAGUUGUGGAGAGAACAUCUCAUGCUGUCCGUCUGCAAGGGAAAGGAGACACCUGGUUUCAUUGGAGUCAGUGCACAGCAGCCGAGGAGCCACAGCGUGCGCUCCGAGACGUACAAGAAGAUCUUCAGCUUCAAUCUUCGGACGAGGAGCAUCGCCAGGCGCUUCCAGGAGGCAGUGUAGCAGGAAUUCCUGCCACAACCACUUCAAGUUCCUGAAAUUCAAAGUUUAAAAGGACUCGGACAGGCAUAAUAAUCCUGUUCCGAUGUCCUUCUAUUGAGGAAAAAGAAGAUUUUAUAUUCUCCUUAAAACUCACUGGUAUAUUGGCAUAAUAAUCCAAUUUUCAGUGAGCAACCGCCGCUCAGCUGGAAACCUGAGGUUUCUAGCCGAGAAGGAUCAGGCUACAAGAGGAUCAACAUUGAUUCAUUUUUAUUGCGUGUUUUCGUUUUUUGCGAACUCUGAAAAGAACUUUCGUUUCGUUUUUUUGCGCGUAACUUUUUAUCAUUUUCUGAUGAAGACUUCAUAUUUUGAUUUUGAAAGA